Symsagittifera roscoffensis is the source of this 555-nucleotide messenger RNA. Its product is annotated as ATP synthase subunit d, mitochondrial-like. Lineage: Eukaryota; Metazoa; Xenacoelomorpha; Acoela; Convolutidae. The record is from RefSeq and is a predicted model, not a curated record. The transcript has a single exon. Gene Ontology annotation, molecular function: proton-transporting ATP synthase activity, rotational mechanism. Gene Ontology annotation, biological process: proton motive force-driven ATP synthesis. The coding region runs from base 1 to 555 and encodes 184 amino acids.
AUGGCAAGAGCAGCAGCCAGAGUCAACUGGACCAAAAUGGCCGACAUUGUGGCUCCUGAGCAGCGAGCAGCGUUUAAUGCUUUUAGAUCAAAAUCAGAAGCACUAGCCGCAAAAGUUGAAUCUCUUCCAGAGAAACAGAAAACUCCGGAUUGGGAACAUUACAAGACGGUUCUCGGAGCUUCGAAGAAACCCAUUGUAGAUGAGAUGAAAAAAGUAAUGGAAAGCGUGAAAGUUUCCCGUCCAGUGAACACAAUGACCAGUGAAAUCGACAAACUGAAAAAAGAUUACGAAAAAUCUUUUGCCGAAUUUAAAGCGGAAGGCAGUGCACGGUCGUCUACCUUGAAGCAACAGGCAUCCAAGUAUACCUCUAUGAAAUGUUUAACACAGAUGUCGGAUGAUGAAAUCCAUGAAGCUUUUCCCGAGGUAUCACCGGAAGCAUACGAAGAAGAGCAAGCUCUUAACGCAUCUCAUGAUCACCAUGAGGAAGAGGGUGAAGAUGAGGAAUUCGAUAUUCAAAUUCCCAAAUUGAACGAGCUGUUCCCGAAAAAGAAAUAA